This is a messenger RNA of Doryrhamphus excisus (bluestripe pipefish), 5175 nucleotides long. It is a transcript of the gene cacnb3b, whose product is annotated as calcium channel, voltage-dependent, beta 3b. Gene Ontology annotation, molecular function: protein binding; voltage-gated calcium channel activity. Gene Ontology annotation, cellular component: voltage-gated calcium channel complex. Lineage: Eukaryota; Metazoa; Chordata; Actinopteri; Syngnathiformes; Syngnathidae. The record is from RefSeq and is a predicted model, not a curated record. Gene Ontology annotation, biological process: calcium ion transmembrane transport.
UCUAAGAUUGUCUACAGGACCCGUAUGCGAGGAAAAGGAGGAACCUGCUGAGGGCAGUAGCUCAGUGCAGUAACAGUUGAAGAACUCAUAUUAGGACUGCUAGAGUACUGAUUCCGUUCAGAGUGAUGUCAUUGGGUUAAGACUUCAAAUGUUAUGAAAUAAUGGUCAGACAUAACGCUUGUAUAAGGAAGUACCAUUACAUUGGAUGUCGUAAUGCCCCCAGUUAAGACCACAUCUAAGGUAUUUCCAUUAAUCCAGGUCGGGUCAUGUACUAAUUGAACAAAACCAAAAGUAUCAAUUAUUGUCUGAAAAGCCACACUAAGGGACUGAUAAACACAGACGGGGACCCUUCCUUGCUUCGUUAUUGUCGUCAUCUGUUAGUUAUUAUCUGUUAGCUUACAGUGGCUUACGUAAGGGUUCAGUCUUUGUUCUCUCUUAUUUAUAGAAGUUCUCCCUCAGUGCCCAGUCAAGGAUAAGACACCAGACGAGCCUAUAUGACGGAGUGGCUGGAAAAGCGGAAAAAAAGGCACAUCUGAUGCUGGAGAGGCAGAUGCAUGAGUAUCUCCAUCAGGGUGGAGCUGAUGCUGUGUGCUCGUCUUGCUGUUGUUGCGUCAAUCUUAUGAAGGAAAUGGGUGUUGAGGCAGCACAGAAAAUGCCAGCUGUGAAGCUCUUAGGCUGAUGGUAACCACUGGGGGGAGGGGGGGUUCCACCUUCUCACAGUGGCAGGGGGAGCGCUGGCGGGAGAAUCAUGUCUGACUCCAGCGCUACAGGACUGAUCUGCAACAAGGGUUCAGCCAAUUCCUACACAAGUCGACCCUCUGACUCCGACCUGUCCCUGGAGGAGGACCAGGAGGCGUCUCGGCGUGAAGCCGAGCGCCAGGCUCAGCUGCAGCUAGAGAGGGCCAAGUCCAAACCAGUGGCAUUUGCAGUGAAAACAAAUGUUAGUUACUGCGGGGCCCUGGAUGAAGAUUGUCCGGUCCAAGGUGCAGCCAUUAAUUUUGAAACCAAAGACUUUCUGCACAUAAAAGAGAAAUACAACAAUGAUUGGUGGAUUGGUCGACUGGUGAAGGAGGGGGCAGACAUCACUUUCAUCCCGAGCCCUGUCAAACUGGAGGCCAUCAGGAUAAAACAAGAGCAGAAAGCUGCAGCGAGGAAAGGGGGGAAUGCGUCAUCCGGGGGAUGGAGAUCCACGCCUCCAUCUGCAGCCAAACAGAAGCAGAAACAGACUGAACAUGUUCCUCCGUACGAUGUGGUUCCUUCUAUGCGGCCCGUGGUGCUGGUUGGACCUUCGCUGAAAGGCUAUGAGGUCACAGAUAUGAUGCAGAAAGCUUUGUUUGACUUCCUGAAGCACAGGUUUGAUGGCAGGAUCUCCAUUACACGGGUGACCGCUGACCUGUCACUGGCAAAGCGUUCUGUUCUCAACAAGAAGACCAUCAUGGAGAGGUCCAACAUGCGCUCCAGUCUUGCUGAGGUACAGAGUGAGAUAGAAAGGAUCUUCGAGCUCGCCAAAUCCCUCCAGCUGGUCGUCCUGGAUGCAGACACCAUCAAUCACCCGGCACAGCUCCUCAAAACGUCGCUGGCCCCCAUCAUUGUCUACGUCAAAGUGUCAUCUCCCAAAGUUCUGCAGAGGCUGAUUAAAUCUCGAGGGAAGUCACAGAGCAAACACCUCAACGUGCAGAUGAUGGCCGGGGACAAGCUUGCACAGUGUCCGCCUGAAAUGUUUGAUGUCAUCCUGGAUGAGAACCAGCUGGAAGAUGCAUGUGAACACCUGGCGGAGUAUCUGGACAUUUAUUGGCGUGCGACACACCUUCCUUGUUCUGCCCCCGUCAACCCUAAAAACGACCAAAGCGUCAUCACCCCUCCUUCUGCUAACUCCAGCCAACAGUUUUCUGAGACUCAAGAAUUGAUAGAGUGAUCCUUUUCUUUCACACGGAAGCUUAUAUUGUUUGCCGGAGUUUGCACGGCACAGGCACAAAGGCGCCACCGGUGGGCAGCAACUGCAACAGCUCUUAUCUCCAUCAUCGAGUCUGAAGGAAAUGCUAUGCAGUGAAAAGGUUGAAACAAAAAAAACCGGAUGAGGGACCAUUUACAUCAUCAUCGUGCCAUCAUUCAGAGCACCACGGGCCCAUUGCUGCCACCCCCCCCACACACACACCCAAUGCCACGGGACUACUCAGGGUACUCAGCUAAAUGAACACAAUACAGUAGCGAAGACACUACAUGCACCUCCUACAAUGCUUGCCACUGAAAGUCAUGCCUUCCCGCCCCCCCUUCACUUUGAAAGCUGAGCCAGCCCCCAUUUCCGACCCAGAGGUGGCCAACCUUGGCGCAAGCAAGGUGAUUCAGCACUUAUGUUCAUCAAAUGACGUGCUUUAAAGGUCAGCCUGUGUUAGCAUGCUCCACUGUAGCAAAGUUGUCACAUACUGUAUGAAACUGGCCAGCAGAAGGUUACCAGGGUUCAUUCCUGUUAGCGACACACAGUACUUCUCUAUGCCUUCCAUUUCUACAGCUCGACACCAAGCUGACAUUCCACUUCAACUAAGUGCUUCCUGGAAAAGGCACACACGUUUCUAGUUGUCACAGUGAAGCAGUUGCUUUUAUUCCUUCGUCAUAUUCUGUAGCCCUUUUUUUGACACGUUGGUUUAUAAAGUCUUAUAUCAGGCUCAUAUCUUGACAAAUAUACUUAGUAGCUGAUUAUAUAUGUUUGUGCACACUGUGAUGCAUGAUGCAUGCAUAAAACCGCUGGCUUUAAAGGGGACCUAUUAUGCUCAUUUUCGGCCCUUUGUAUUGUGAUGUGGACUCCUAUAGCGCAGCUACACACAAUACACAGAAAGUUUUCUAGAUCUUCCAGAUUCUGCACUAUUCCAGCUGUAUUUCCUUGGAUUUCCAAAAAGGUCUGUUUUAAUUUAUUCCACCCACUGCCCAACACCGGGCACGCCCACUCCGCUGUGAUUGGCCACACUCCCAUGCCCAACGGACUCUCGGACUACUGCCGAAGCCCACUUUAUAAUUCUAGUUGAUAAUAAAUGAAUGAAACCUUUGGAGAGCUACUUGAAUAGAGUGGUAACGUGGGCAACGCUGGUGCCGUGGAGCUCAGGAGAAGCCAGUCAUGAGGGUGCUGCCUUCACCUCGCUUGCCCAGGGAGGAGCACUCAUUGUCAGACGCACUUUGUCAGAAGCACAGUUGGUGCCAUGGAGCUCAGGAGAACCGGAACAUGAAGAUGCUGCGUCCGCCUUGCCUGCCCAAGGAGGAGCACUCAUUGUCGGACACACUUUGUCAGAGGCCCCGCUGGUGCCGUGGAGCUCAGAAGCUGGGCGUGAGUUAGUAAGUGCAUGUUUAAAAACCUCAGGUAGACCCACCUAUUGUGGUGAAAAAGGCUAUUAGCAACUCCAGACAUCAGUGAGCUUGUAAUUUGCAUGCAUGCAGGUAAGACGCUCCCUGUAUACUCACUCUGUAAUGCUAUACAGACAACCGCUUAGUUACACUAAAUAUUUAUUUAGAACAUUUAUACGGAAAGUGGAAUAAUUCAUUCUUUCUUUGACAACUACCCAGCCAUCCAUUUUCCUUCGCUUAUGGGUCCGGGAAGCCCUGGCGACCCGGCUCCACCAGGAGUUCACCAGCCAGGCCAGCUGUGAGACAUAAUCCCUCCAGCAUGUCCUAGGUCUGCCCCGGGGCCUUCUCCCAGCUGGGCAUGCCCGGAUCACCUCACCAAGGAGGCAUCCGGACUAGAUGCCCGAGCCAACUCGACUGGCUCCGCUCGAUGUGAAGGAGAAGCAGUUCUACUCUGAGCCCCUCCCGAAUGGCUGAGCUCCCCACCCUAUCUCUUAGGGUGAGUCCAGCUACCCUACGGAGGAAACUCAUUUUGACUCUUUUAUCCACGAUCUCGUUCUUUCGGUCACGACCCAAAGCUCAUGACCUUAGGUGAGGGUGGGAACAUAGAUCCACCGGUAAAUUGAGAGCUUUGCCUCCCGGCUACAAGAAGGUCUGGUACAGCGACAUUAUUACUGCAGAUGCUCCACCGAUCCCCCUGUGGACCUCACGCGCCAACCUUUCCGGAUUCGUCAACAAGACCCCGAGAUAUUUGAACUCCUCCACCAGGGGCAGGGCUUCAUUCCCAACGCAGAAGGUGCAAUCCACAACUAUAUUCAUUUAUUUUGUACACAUUAUUAUGACUUGAAAUAUGCAUUAUAUCAUCACAAAUAUAAAAAACAUAAUGAAAUGUAAUCCAAUAUGUAGCAAUAGUCAGGUUUCUACUCAUCACUGUACUGAUUAGAAUUAGAUACUGUAAAUUUGUUCACUAUCUUUCUGUACAACCUGCUGUGGUAUAUUUGAUUUAUUUCAGGUUUCUCUACCACUUGGGAAUGACGGUAUUUAAAAUCAGAAGUCAUGAGACUGUAAAACCCUUUUACAGUAUAAACAUAUCAGUGAAUUUAUCAAAAGUUUGUAUUUUAACUUCUUUUUUGCCGUUGUAUUGCCUUGGCCUUGGCUUUGGCCUUGGCCUUGGCCUCGGCCAACAGUAUAUUUUAGUAAACACAUCCAUGAAAGCAUCCGGUACCAUCAUGUAAAACCAACUAACUGACAGACAGUGAUUACUGUAAAUAAUAAAUAAUCUAAAUGCAUGAUAUCAUUGUAUUGCUGUUGCAUUCCAAAGGGCUUUACAAGACCAUGCUCAUGGCAGCCUACUUAACCAAUCACGUAUUAUCAAAGCUUCAGUGUACAUAUUGUAUGUUUACUCUGCAGAUAUUCUUAUGAUGAUUAUACUGUAAAUGUUAUUGUCAAGCUGCAUUUAAUGCAGAGAAGUCACAGCAUAAAUCUAUAACGGACAGCACAGAAUGCAUGCAUUUAUGUACUAUGUACUCUUUUUUAGAAUGUAUUGCAAAUGUGUAAUACUUUCUACUAACAUCUGCAUUCAUUAGUUUCUGUUCACAAGACAGGGACCACCAUACAUUCAAUCAGUGAAACUAAAGUAUACAUAAUGCUCUCUUGAAAAAAUGGCACACGCUCUAAAAACCCAAAGCACAUUUUCUUAAAUGUCCUGUAUGCAAUACUGUAUAUCUAACAUUGCCCAGGCAAAAGCUGAGACUAUCACCAUACCUGCUCAGGUAUACUGGAGUAUAUGUUUGCACUACUUGUCCUUUUACUGUCUGCUUUAUGAUGCAAUAAAUACAGCACACA